AUCUCUGUAGCCUGUGUUAAGCCUGACAGCUAGCUCUGUCCAGUUUAUUGUUGUUGCUGAUGUGUGCGCCCCAGUUUAUGAGGCAGUGACGAGCAGUGUGAUCAGAAAUAAUGUGUGAACUUCCGAGGCAGACGGAAAGAUCAAGUUUGUGUGCUUUCAAAAGGAGAUUGUCCCUUGGCUUUGGCAGUGCCCUGUGCUGGAGGAGCAAUCUCGAAUUCCCAAAUCAGGGCAAGUCAAUCAGUCCAGUACGUUCAGAAAACGGAAAGCAUAUGGGAAUGUGAAAAAUCCCUCCGUCAGAAAAUAGCUUCUUCACAUUGCAAUUGGAGGUAACUGAAAGAUGAGAAAUUGCCGACCUCAUGAACAAGUUUCAGAGUGCUAUGGUGCUGACAUUUGUCUGCAUUGUUGCUUGUUUUGAUGGCCUGAAGAUGGAUUGGAUGUUGUGUCUGACUGGGACACAUACAGUUUGCAAUUUGACAAACCGCUGGGCUGUCACUCUGGGCAGCUGUGUGUAAACAGAAAUCAAAGAGUCUCGCCAGACACAGCCAGGAGAGGGAGAACAAGCAGUGACAACUCCUGGUCUCUCACAGUGUGUGUGGAUACUGUAAUGUAGAUACUACUUACCUCAAACUAAACGCUUUGCUUGAGAUUUUUUUCCCAGGACAAACUCAGAGAGAGAGUGAGAGAGAGAGGAGAUUGUGCACAUCAUGCAAAUGGAAGUGUUGGAGAGCCCAAAGCCUGUGAGGGGGAGAUACCAAAGGACGUUGCUGAAAGGGACCCUCCUGGUGUUUGUAGCAGCAACCCUGGUUCUGUGCAUUGUGCUGGCCCUCGUUGGGAGUCGAGUGAUCAAGCUGCAAUUUGAGGAGCACUGCCUCAGCUCUGAGUGUACCGAGGCCGCUGUUCACAUCCUCAAGAAAAUCAACUGGUCAGCAGAUCCAUGUGAGAACUUCUUUGAGUUUGCCUGUGGGCAGUGGAUAAAGGAGACGCCGAUCCCCGAAGACUACUCGAGCUACGGGACGUACUCGUGGGUUCGGCAAAGCGUCAAUGUCAAGUUGCGAGAGCUGUUGGAAGCCCCAAUUGAUGAAGAAAAGGACAUUGAAGUGGUGCAGAAGACGAAACUUCUUUAUCAGUCAUGCAUGAACGAGAGUGCUAUUGAACUGGAGGAUGCCAGACCCUUGCUGAAGUUUCUGAAGCAGCGAUAUUUACGUUGGCCAGUGCUGGAGGCCAACAACGGGCCUGAGGGAACGUGGAGAGAGGCGGACUUUAACCUACUGAAGAUGUUAGCUUUCCUCCGUGGAAAAUUCAGCAGCAAUAUCUUCAUUCAAUUCUUUGUUGCAACUGAUGACAAAAACUCCGACGAGCACAUCUUCAAGCUGGACCAAGCAUCGGUGUUUCUACCGUCUGAGGAAGACUAUCUGACUAACAGCACUGAGGCAGAAAAGUCUCGGCACGCCCUGCUGCAGCUGAUGAUUGAUAUCGCCGUCCUCCUCGGAGCUAAUAGAACCACAGCUCAGAUUGACAUGCAAUCCGUCCUGGAGUUUGAGACCAACAUCGCAAAGAUUCUGAUUCCACACAGUAACAGGACCAGUGAGGCUCUCUACAAUAAAUUUAGUGUGCUCAAGUUACAAGAAACUGUCCCACAGUUUGAUUGGCUGCGUUAUAUGAAACUGGUCAUCGAUACCGAUCUUUACCCUGAACUUUCACACAUCAACAUGUCAGAACAGCUCAUAGUAUAUGUGCCGCAAUACUUCAAGGAUUUGUUCCAGCUGCUAGACUCAGUGGAUAACAGAACAAUUGCCAACUACGUUGUCUGGAGAAUAGUGUACCGGAGGAUCACUAACCUCAGUCAGCGCUUCCUGACCCGCCGUCUGGAAUUUCUAAAGGUGAUGACGGGGGCGACAUCGCUGUCUCCACGUUGGGACAAAUGUGUGGACUUUGUCGAGUAUGUUCUACCUGACGCCGUUGGCAGGAUGUUUGUAGAAAUACAUUUUCAGGAGGACAAGAAACAGCUGACUGAAAAUUUGGUUGCUGGUAUUCGCUGGGCAUUUGUGGACAUGCUGGAGAAAGAAAAUGACUGGAUGGAUCCAGAAACCAAGACCAAAGCUAAAGAGAAGGCACAUGGAGUUCUUGCCAAAAUAGGAUAUCCUGACUUCAUACUGAAUGAUACCAUCAUCAACGCCAACUUCAGAAAUCUGACUGUCUCUCACACCAACUACUUUGACAACGUCCUGCAGUCCCUUCACUUCUUCGCUCAGACAGGUUUCUCCUACUUAAGGAGCCGUGUUUCGAAGACAGACUGGUACACUAGUCCCACCACGGUUAAUGCCUUCUACUCUCCAACAACUAACCAGAUCCAAUUCCCAGCAGGAGAGCUUCAGAAGCCGUUUUUCUGGGGAGAAAAGUAUCCAAUGUCUAUCAGUUACGGUGCGAUCGGAGUCAUUGUUGGACAUGAGUUUUCGCACGCGUUCGAUGACAAUGGUCGAAAAUAUGACAAAAAUGGAAAUUUACAUCAGUGGUGGAGCAACGCAUCCAUUUCAAAUUUCAAUGACAAGACCGAAUGUAUGAUUAAACAGUACGAUGAUUACUACUGGCCAGUGGCUGGUUUGCAGGUAAAUGGGCAGAGGACUCUGGGAGAGAACAUUGCUGACAACGCUGGGCUACGGCAGGCUUUCAGGGCCUACAGAAAAUGGAUACGAGAGGAACGAGGAGACAAAGAGGAGCCCCUACUGCCAGGUCUACAACUCAGUAACAACCAGCUCUUCUUUUUAAGUUACGCUCAUGUUCGGUGCAAUGCUUAUCGACCAGCAGCAGCUAGGAAUAAAAUUCUGAAUGGCGCUCACAGUCCCUCCGAGUUCAGGGUCAUGGGGGCAAUGAGUAACUUUGAAGAAUUCAGCAAAGCCUAUAACUGUCCCACGCCAUCAGCUAUGAAUCGAGGAGAGAAAUCUUGUCGAGUGUGGUAGGGACUGCUCGGGGAUUUUGCAUAUAUCACACUAACUUUGGAUUCACUUACUGCUUGUUAACAUCCGAUGUAAGGAAGUGGGCACCAAGUCUGCAUUUCUGAGAAAUUCAUCAUUUUCAUUUAUUUAUAUUUACAUUGGAACCCACGUUGGCCAACCGUCAGUUCCUCACUAUUCCAGCCUCCCAUUGUUUUUUAUUAUUGCUUUCCAGGGUUUUGGAAAACAGCUGAUUUUUCAUAGCUUGAAUGCCUCAGGCCAUUUACAGGGCAUCAGUGAGCCUUUAACCACCACCCUUUGCCUUUCAACGGUGUUACCAUCAAGGAAACUACCCCCCCCCCCCCAUACUGUGAGCAUCCCGGAACAGCCUGAAAAACACAGGCUACGAGAGCAGGUCAAAGAUUGGGAAUCCUGCAACAAGUAACUCACCUCCUGCCCAUGGUACAAGUGCGGAAUGGAUUAGAGUAGUCCCUACUUGAAUUCAGCAACAAUGUCCAAGGUUGAGAAACCUACUUGACUGACACCCUUAAAAAAACAAAACUCCCUCCACCACCAGUACAAUGGCAGCAUGUGUACCAUCUACAAGAUGCACUCCAGAAAUUCACCUUCAUUGAAAUUCUUUCAACACACCUUCAGAUCUCUACCACAGCCAGAAGGACAAAGGCGGACACAGGAGAACACCACUACUUAUAAGCUCCUCUCCAGCCACAAUCCACUGUGACUUGGAAGUAUAACCAUCAUUUGUUCGCUAUCUCUGGCAAAAUCCUGGAUCUCGGUUCUUAACAGCUCUGUGGGCGUAUCAACGUCUCCUCACCCAAACUACUAAGUGGUUCAAGAAGUCAGUUCACCACUACCUUGAGGGCAAUAGGGAUAGACAAUACGUUCUGGCCCAGCCCGAGAAGCCCAUAUUCCAGGAAGAAUAAAGUCACCAGCAGUGGAUUGUGGUGCAGUUUUCCAUAUCCUGCACCGAGGGAGUAACAAGAUCCUUACAAACACUGCUAACUACAUUGAGAGGCUUCUUGUGCUGAACUGUCAGCGUUGCAAACCCUGGAAUGCAGAAAUGUGUUCCUCCUCUAGAACCUUUCCUUUUGUGUACACCGAAGAGACGCUGGGUAUUUCUCACGAGUCGGAAACAGAGAAUUAAAUUCCUUUUUAGUCUAACCCAACAACAUCCCUCCAAGUCAUCCAAUGAAUUUUUUAAAAAAGCUACAGAAUUGGAGCAGAGUUAAUGUGUUGGCUUCAGUAGGAUUUCCUUGGGACUCGCCCCAGAAUCUCUGAGACCAACAACUUGUGAAGAGCCCCAUGGUUGCCUUGGAGCUGUCUUCAAAGCUCCCAGGACUCACUGCAGCUGGUGGAUAUUUAUAUCUGAGUGGAGAAAGAGAGGCUCCAUGUGUCACCUGUUGCAAUGUAACACCCGGGAAGGGUCCAGGCCCGAAACGUCAGCUUUUGUGCUCCUGGGCCUGCUGUGUUCAUCCAGCCUCACAUUUUAUUAUCUUGGAUUCUCCAGCAUCUGCAGUUCCCAUUAUCACUCACACCCCAUUCCUCUGAAAUAUGAUCACUUUUGAGCAGAAGCUCUCUCCUGUUGUGUGGCAUGGCCUUUAAAUAGCCACCUGAUGUCUGGCUAAUGCAGGGAGGGGGGUCGUGUUCACGCCCUAGAAUGUGCCUCAUCAUGUUACACAGUCAGAUUUACUUGGCACCACCUUCUGCAUUUCUGAAACACUCUGCAGUAUUUCGUAUGGCUAGCCAAUAACCACGGACACUGAAACGGACGUCGGGAACUAACAGUUAAAUAUUUUGACCCUAAUAUUGUGCGUAUUCUCAUAGGAGGGGUGGGGGACCCUUUCAUUGUCUGCUUGACCAAAUGCAAACAGCAGGAUCAAUUUUUAUAACUCUUAAAUGAGCUGUAGAGCCUUGAUUGAUGAGCACUGACUGGGGAAACAUACAGUACUGAUAGAUCUGCCAACAACCAACAUUUUUAGACUGCUUAACGUGGCAAAAAACAGACUUAGCAAAGAGAGCAUCCAAAACCUCUCAACUAUUGCUGCUCACCAGGGUUUAUUUGGUAACUUUAUGCAGCCUGUGCAAAACCCCAUUCCUAGCAAGUGGGUCAGGGCUAAGGUGAGAACUGGUCUCCUUUUGGGCAUAAGUUCCUGCUAGGAGGGUGAGGCUGAUUAAAGAUGCUUUGAAUUGACCACUAUUCAAAAACAGCAAGUUAUGGAGUUGACAGCUAGGCCUGUUUGUGGUGGAUUCCAAAGGAAGAAAUCUUUUGUUGAAAUGUGUAAUAAAUUAACCCAAUAAUAGUAAUUGUUUAUGAAAGCCUGUCAAAAUGCCAAAGUGUUGCUUUAUUUUUCACUUUAGAUUUGUACUGGAUUAUGUAGCACGUUCAUAGAUCAAAUAAAUCAUUUCAAAGAUAUCAAAACAUCAAUUCAAUUUUCUUCAAAUGUUUAAAGGAGGACGAAUGGAUAUUGUUCUGAUCCCUAAACCUCUCUCCCUAAUAAAAAAAAAUCCAUAACACUCACUAUAGGCAGGAUUGGGCUGGCGUGUACUGCAUGCAGAAGUUGCUUAGACUAUAUGCACAUCACCCAGAAUAAUGAGACAACAUACAAUCACCAAUUACUGAGAGGACCCACUUAUGCUGGUUUCCACCUACAAUGCCAGGUCUCAAUGAGUAUCACCUUCAGCACAGAGCAUCUCAGCACAAUAAAUCACAUGCAGUUUCAUAAAGUCUUGAACAUGUUCAUUUCACCAAAUGUUCAGUGCUUUCUCUCUAAGGCAGUGUUCAACAAAACUCAAGUGAAUAACCUGUGACAUUGCCGUAGCUACCUGCAUUCAUUUUCACAGAAAGCGAUGCACAAUACAGGCAAAUGUACUUACAGCUGUGUUUAUGUAACUAUCUGCCACCAGUAUCACACUCAAGUCUUUCUUGUUCAAAGUUUGCAAUUCUCCCGAGAUGUUAAAACACACCAGAUCUUAUACGGACAUUCUUGGUUUUCCUUACAUCCAGCAGUUACAAGCAUGACAGCAUCAGCAAUUGUUGAGAAGGUCAUGGAGUUCCUCUCUAACCAGACAUCACCCCAGCCACCUCCACUAUUGUCUAGACUUAGUCCCUCCCUCUGUUGCUAACUGCCAUCCUUACUGCUUGGGUGCUGCCAUGUAUUAACUCCAUUAUUCUGUAUCUGACCAUUUCCUCACCUUUCUCUGAUAUCCAUCCUGUGAGCUGCUCUAAAGUCAACAU
This is a messenger RNA of Stegostoma tigrinum, 6186 nucleotides long. RefSeq names its product phosphate regulating endopeptidase homolog, X-linked (gene phex). Lineage: Eukaryota; Metazoa; Chordata; Chondrichthyes; Orectolobiformes; Stegostomatidae. The record is from RefSeq and is a predicted model, not a curated record. Gene Ontology annotation, cellular component: plasma membrane. Gene Ontology annotation, molecular function: metalloendopeptidase activity. Gene Ontology annotation, biological process: protein processing. Bases 705 to 2957 code for a protein of 750 amino acids. The transcript is spliced from 22 exons.